Messenger RNA from Strongyloides ratti, 561 nucleotides. Its product is annotated as Thymocyte nuclear protein 1. Gene Ontology annotation, cellular component: nucleus. The record is from RefSeq and is a predicted model, not a curated record. NCBI's taxonomy places the organism in Eukaryota, Metazoa, Nematoda, Chromadorea, Rhabditida, Strongyloididae. The coding region runs from base 1 to 561 and encodes 186 amino acids. The transcript has a single exon.
AUGAAACGAAAAUCUCAAAAGUCAGAUGAAACUUCUACUAAUAUUACUAAAACAUGUGAUCGUUCUUUUUGGUUAAUGAAAGCUGAACCAGAAACUCGUAUUGUACGGGGUGUUGAUGUAAAAUUUACUAUUGAUGAUUUAGAAAAAUGUAAAAUUUCAACAUGGGAUGGAGUAAGAAAUCACCUGGCAAAGAAGUAUAUGUCAUCUAUGAAAGUAGAUGAUUUAGCAUUUAUGUAUCAGUCAAAUUGUAAAAAUCCAGGAGUAACUGGUAUUAUGAGGAUUGUACGAUCUAAAUAUCAAGAUCCAAGUGCUUCUGAUCCAGCUCAUCCAUAUUAUGAUGAAAAAGUAGGAAAAGGUAUAAGAGAAAAUAAAUGGGUUGCUGUUGAUGUUGAAUUUGUUGAGAAAUUUAAAAAUAUAGUUUUAUUAAAAGAUAUAAAAUCAAAUAUAUUAUUAUCAAAUAUGGCACUGUUAAAGCAAAGUCGACUAUCUGUAUCUCCAGUUUCAAAGGAAGAAUGGGAUACAAUUAUUAAAAUGACAAAAAAAAAUGAAUUAAAACAAUAA